GCCGCUUCCCGAUCGCGCCCUCCCAGCGCCGGGGACGCGGCGCCCGCGCUCCCGCCCGAGCCCGGGGAAGCGGAGACAAGGAGGCGCCGCCGCCCCCUCCCCGCGGCUGUCCCCCGGCCGUGCGCCUGCAGCAUGCCUGCCGCGGGGCCGAGCGCCGCCCUCCCCCAGGAGCUCGCGGAGGCUACGCCGCUGCCGGCCGCUGGGCCGCGGCUGCGAGGGUAGCGGGGCCGGAGCCGGGCACGCUGAGACGCCGCGCGGCGGGCGGAGAGGGAGGAGGAGCAGGCAUCCUCCGCGGCGCGCGGGCGGCGGCCCUGCUGCCCGGCGAGCCCAUGGCCCGGCCGCAGGGAGAAUGCGAGCUGCCCUCCACGAGCUCGGCGCCCCACGUUGCUGCUCCCAUUGCCAAAGCCGCCGCCGCUGCCCCCCAGCUGCGGGCGCCUGGCCGCUGGCUGCGCUAGGACCCGCAGUCGCCGGCCGCCGAGCACGGGAGGGCAGGCAGGAGCGGGAGCCGGAGGGCCCGGGGCGCGGCGCGGCAUGUAGCUGUGGGCUCCCGCGCCCGCGCGAGGCUGUCGGCCUGGCCCCGCCAUGGCUGGGUUGGACAGUGGCAACCUGAAGACGGCGAGGCUGUGGCGGGACGCCGCCCUGCGCGCCAGGAAGCUGCGGAGCAACCUGCGCCAGCUCACCCUCAGCGCCGCGCGGGCCUCCCCGGGGGCCGAGUCCGACCCGCUCGAGUCCCCCGCCCCCGCCCAACUCGUGCUGCCUGCCAACCUUGGGGACAUUGAGGCGCUGAACUUGGGGAACAACGGCUUGGAGGAGGUGCCCGACGGGCUGGGGUCGGCGCUGGGCAGCCUGCGCGUCCUGGUCCUGCGCAGGAACCGCUUCGCCCGGCUGCCCCCGGCGGUGGCCGAGCUCGGUCACCACCUCACCGAACUGGACGUGAGCCACAACGGGCUGACCGCCCUGGGCGCGGAGGUGGUGAGUGCUCUGAGGGAGCUGCGGAAGCUCAACCUCAGCCACAACCAGCUGCCCGCCCUGCCCGCCCAGCUGGGCGCUCUCGCCCACCUGGAGGAGCUGGACGUCAGCUUUAACCGGCUGGCGCACCUGCCCGACUCCCUCUCCUGCCUCUCCCGCCUGCGCACCCUGGACGUGGAUCACAACCAGCUCACUGCCUUCCCCCGGCAGCUGCUGCAGCUGGCGGCCUUGGAGGAGCUGGACGUGUCUAGCAACCGGCUGCGGGGCCUGCCUGAGGAUAUCAAUGCCCUGCGUGCCCUCAAGAUCCUCUGGCUGAGUGGGGCCGAGCUUGGCACGCUGCCCGCCGGCUUCUGCGAGCUGGCCAGUUUGGAGAGCCUCAUGCUGGACAACAACGGGCUGCAGGCUCUGCCUGCCCAGUUCAGUUGCCUGCAGAGGCUCAAAAUGCUCAACCUCUCUUCCAACCUCUUCGAGGAGUUCCCUGCCGCGCUGCUGCCCCUGGCUGGUCUGGAGGAGCUCUACCUUAGUCGCAACCAGCUCACCUCCGUGCCAUCCCUUAUCUCGGGCCUGGGUCGGCUUCUCACCCUGUGGCUGGAUAAUAACCGCAUCCGCUACCUGCCGGACUCCAUCGUCGAGUUGACCGGCCUGGAGGAGCUCGUGCUGCAGGGGAACCAGAUCGCGGUGCUGCCCGACAACUUUGGCCAACUCUCCCGGGUGGGCUUGUGGAAGAUCAAGGACAACCCACUGAUCCAGCCCCCCUACGAGGUCUGCAUGAAGGGGAUCCCCUACAUUGCAGCUUACCAGAAGGAGCUGGCUCAUUCCCAGCCGGCGGUGCAGCCCCGGCUCAAGCUGCUCCUGAUGGGGCAUAAGGCUGCAGGAAAGACUUUGCUGCGCCACUGCCUCACAGAGGAGAGGGUGGAGGGCUGCCCGGGAGGAGGGGACAAGGAGAAGUGCUACCCACCUUCACCCCCCCCUGUGAGCAAGGGCAUCGAGGUGACCAGCUGGACGGCCGAUGCCUCCCGGGGCCUGCGGUUCAUUGUGUAUGAUUUAGCUGGGGAUGAAAGUUACGAAGUGAUCCAGCCUUUCUUCCUGUCCCCGGGGGCCCUGUACGUGCUCGUGGUCAACUUGGCCACCUAUGAGCCUCGCCGCUUUCCCAGCACCGUGGGCUCCUUCUUGCAUCGGGUUGGGGCGAGAGUGCCCCACGCAGUGGUGUGCAUCGUGGGCACCCACGCGGACCUGUGCGGGGAGCGCGAGCUGGAGGAGAAGUGUCUGGACAUUCACCGCCAGAUCGCCCUGCAGGAGAAGCACGAUGCGGAGGGGCUGAGCCGCCUGGCCCAGGUGGUGGACGAGGCACUGACCCGGGACUUCGAGCUGCGCUCCGCCAGCCCCCACGCAGCCUACUACGGCGUUUCAGACAAGAACCUUCGACGGCGCAAGGCCCAUUUUCAAUACCUGCUCAACCACCGACUGCAGAUCCUCUCCCCGGUGCUGCCUGUUAGCUGCAGGGACCCGCGCCACUUGCAACGUCUUCGGGACAAGUUGCUCUCAGUCGCUGAGCACCGAGAAAUCUUCCCCAACUUACACCGAGUAUUGCCUCGAUCCUGGCAGGUGCUGGAGGAACUGCAUUUCCAGCCACCUCAGGCACAGCGACUGUGGCUAAGCUGGUGGGACUCAGCGCGCCUGGGCCUGCAGGCGGGUCUGACCGAGGACCGACUGCAGAGUGCCCUCUCCUACUUGCAUGAGAGCGGCAAGCUACUGUACUUUGAGGACAGUCCGGCGCUCAAGGAGCACGUCUUCCACAACCUCACCCGCCUCAUCGACAUCCUCAAUGUCUUCUUCCAGAGGGAUGCUUCCUUGCUGCUGCAUAAGCUGCUCCUGGGGACCAGUGGAGAGGGCAAGGCGGAGGGGGAAAGCUCCUCGUCCAUGGCGCUCCCCACCCCGAGCCAGGAACUGCUCCGCGCCACCCAGCUCCAUCAAUAUGUGGAGGGCUUUCUGUUGCAUGGGCUCUUGCCAGCCCAUGUUAUUCGGUUGCUGCUUAAGCCUCAUAUCCAGGCCCAGCAGGACUUGCAACUGCUGCUGGAGCUGCUGGAGAAGAUGGGACUCUGUUACUGCCUCAAUAAACCCAAGGGCAAGCCUUUGAAUGGGUCCACAGCCUGGUACAAGUUCCCAAGCUAUGUGCAGAAUGAGGUGCCCCAUGCAGAAGCCUGGAUUAACGGGACCAAUCUAGCCGGGCAGUCUUUUGUGGCUGAGCAGCUGCAGAUUGAGUAUAGCUUUCCUUUUACCUUUCCACCUGGGUUGUUUGCAAGGUACAGUGUCCAGAUAAACAGCCACGUGGUGCACAGGUCGGAUGGUAAAUUUCAGAUCUUUGCCUAUAGAGGGAAAGUUCCUGUGGUGGUGAGUUACAGACCUGCCAAGGGAGUCCUGCAGCCAGACACCCUGUCCAUUGCUAGCCAUGCAUCACUACCAAAUAUAUGGACCGCAUGGCAAGCCAUAACCCCCUUGGUAGAGGAACUGAAUGUCCUGCUUCAGGAAUGGCCUGGACUGCACUACACCGUGCACAUUCUUUGUUCUAAGUGCCUUAAGAGAGGAUCGCCCAAUCCACAUGCUUUUCCAGGGGAGUUGCUGAGUCAGCCCAGACCAGAAGGAGUGGCAGAGAUCAUUUGCCCCAAGAACGGCAGCGAGCGAGUGAAUGUUGCCUUGGUUUACCCACCCACACCGACUGUGAUCAGCCCCUGUUCCAAGAAGAAUGUUGGUGAAAAGCACAGAAACCAGUGACUUUUGUGGCUGUGGAAUUUCCAUGGAGAAAAGAGAGCAUUCAAACACCUGGACCACUUUUUUCGCCUGACAUAUCCUCUGCACUGCCCCCCACCCCCAGCAUGUUCUGUGAACUUGAGUGACAAAGCGUGCUUGCAGGGGGCUUUUCAAAAGACUGGGGAAGAGGGGUGGAGAGGGGUGGUGGGGAAGCAUGGGCAAAAACAUGGAGCAAAUGUUUUACAACCUGAACCUCAGAACUGUGAUCCUCCAAGGAACGAGCUACUUGAAGAAAAAAAAAAAAAAAAAAAAAAGUCGAAUGGCUUCUCAGGGAUUUUGUUUUCCGUGCACAUAUAAGCCAUAGUUACAGUACAGGUGGCAGUAUUUAGAGCACUCAGAUUUCAGUUCUGUUAAAUGUGAAAGAGGGAUCGACUGACGUUCAUUGCUGUUCCGUAACUAGUGUAAAAUAUGUAUAUGUUUAUCUUUAUUUUUAUAAUAUGCAAAUACAUUUAAAUUUAUACAGUUUGAAGCUUCUAGCGUUAGUUCACACUGGGUGCAAUAUUCUGCAUGAGAACUGUGCCAAGAUGGGGCUUUCUUAUUUUAGUAUAAGAUGUUUUUGUUUUAUCUUUAUUCUUUAAUCCUCCUCAGAUUAAAAAAAAACCUCUGUUAGCCCAUGGAUUAAAUAUUGGUUCAUAGAGAUUGCCAGUGAUCAGAAAGAACCUUAAAUGUGCAUUUUAGACCGUGUCCCUUCCCUUCUUUUCGAUAAAGGUCCCUGCCGAUGUAAAUCAUCGGGCAUGCUGGUGGGAAAUCCUUUGUUUUCCACACGUGUUAUUAGUGCCAGGCAGAGAUGGGGCACACUUAGGGGCCAAAGAGGACAAAAAGUCCAUGCAAAACUUGAGUCUGUUAAUGGCUUAAGAUAACCAGGAGUCAGUUCUGAAUCUUACAAAGUGCCCUGCCUAAUAAGGACCUCAUUUGGCCGAGCACUUGGCAAACAUAUUAGUUAUUAGCAGAGCUCUUUGCAGACCUUCCACAUCUGGCUGUCAGACCUUAAAGUAGAGAAUUUAGGCUCCAGUUAUGCUCAUUGGAGAGCAUAAUCCCACAUGGGUUAUUUAUAAAUGCAGAGCCUCUGAUUGGAUGGUCUCCUGCCAAGAACUAGUAACUCUUUUGUAAAAAAAUCUUCACGAGGCAAAACUUAAAAAGCAAACCAAACAAAUUGCUCUCCAUUUUACUUUUUACUGGGGCCAAACAGCAUAUGCUACAGUAGUAACACGUUUUGUGGAGAAUGUAAAGAGCACUGUUUACAUUUACCUCCUCUGUGUGUUGAUUGAAAAUGUGUAAAACUGACUGCUUCUCGCCAGUGUCAGGCAAGAAGAGUGAGUUGCUGGUACUCACUACUCUCACUUCUUUUGUAAAGUAUUAACUCUUAGAAGGCCACAGUAUACAAAGUCUCAACAUGUUUUUUAAAAGAAAUAACGAGCAAGUGGCUGCCCUGCUAGAAAUCACAAACUGAUUUUUGUAGAAUAUUUUGUGGCCCAGGAGUUAAUGUCACUGACUCCAGAACCUGCGGUUCAGAGAAUGAUUUCUUAGGAUCAUAAAAAUAAAUGGGAUCAGACUAUUUUUGCAUUUUUUUAGUACUUGAAUAGGACUCCUCCAGUUUGACAUUUCAUUUUCUUUAAGAACACAAUCACAAGAUUAAUCAGAUUAGUCCUUUUGUCACAGUUCUCCUGUGCGUGUGCGCGUCUGUGUGUGCGUGUGUGUAAAACUGGAAUGGUAACAUUUAAUUGCUUUUUGGACCAUUGAACAGUUGGGCAGUAAGAAUUUUUUAAUUGGCAUGAGACAGUUCCUCAACUGUCAAAUUAACCAACUUUGACCAGUAUUUAAAAAAAGGCUUAUUUGUAUGAUGUUGGGGCUAACUCCCCGGGGACCAUAUUAAAUGACAAAAAUGCUCAUUUGGGUGACACACCCUGCAAAGUAUUUGCUGUUAUGAACAUAAACACCCACAUUCUUAAUAUCUGAUAUUUUUAACAAGUGAUGUUUUGUGCUGUCAUCUGAACCCUAGAGAAGCAGUGUCAGAGGAAACCGUGGUGUCACAUGUGUCUUAACAGAAGGCUUACCGUGAUAGAGGAUCAUGUGACCAAAAGAUGCUCCAGAGAAGCUUCAGAAUUUGCUUCAGGGUGGGAGGAGGGUUGGAGAUACAGAAAUCACUCUGCUCUACAGGAAUCUUCGGCUGUCUAUGCAAGAAAUUCCGUUUUCUCUUUCAACACCUGGAAAGACACAGCGGCCACCGAGGUGGACAGGCGAUUCAGUAAGCACAAGAGGGACAUUUUCCAAGCAAGGUGUCCCCUGCCUCUCAAACAAAUGCCCUCCAAGUUUGUUAGGGUUUCUAUUCCUGCAACUUGUGGUAUCAAAACCACUUCCUGGAAUUGUCCAUGCACUGCCAAAAUAAAUGUUUUCCCCCCUUCUAAGAAAAAAAAAAUUACAGUGUUCAUAUUUGACACUUGUGUAUUGGACUCUUUUGAAUGAAUAAAAAGGGUUUGGUGUAAUUCCUGAUGGGGUGUGUGUUGUUUUUCAUGCCAUGGUUUGUGAAUUGUAAUUGUGGUUUCCCAUUUCGUUGUUGUAACUGGGCAAAAACUUAAAAAAACAAAAAACAAAUAAAAAUACCAAGAAAUGGUUAAGCAA
This is a messenger RNA of Cebus imitator (Panamanian white-faced capuchin), 6396 nucleotides long. RefSeq names its product malignant fibrous histiocytoma amplified sequence 1 (gene MFHAS1). Lineage: Eukaryota; Metazoa; Chordata; Mammalia; Primates; Cebidae. Bases 583 to 3741 code for a protein of 1052 amino acids. The transcript is spliced from 3 exons. The record is from RefSeq and is a predicted model, not a curated record. Gene Ontology annotation, molecular function: protein binding.